AUGCCAUCCGACGUACAUUCGUCGUCACGAAGACGGUCAGCACCUUUGGUGGUGCUUUCUGGCGGCCUCGUCUCUCACGUCCACACGGUCCUCGGCUGCGUCGCCUUCUUCGGCGCUCUCCUAACCGCUUUGUCUCUGCACUACCACAAGGUUGUCAAGAACCAUGUAGCACAGUAUCCGGACGAAUGGUGGCCCUCUGUGUCCGCUACCAUUGGCGACUGGUAUCCGGAGCGCAACAUAUUCCAAGUCGGAAUCGCCCUCAUGGCGGGCCCACGCUUCCUGCUCGUCUUUCUUUCUGCAUUGCUCGUCUCGCUUUCAACGCCCACUAGAUCUUCCAAAGCAUCCAUCCUGCUCUUUGUCGGUGUUCUCAGGACUCUGGCCUGCGGAGGUUGGGUUUAUGUUACCAGCACCGAUGACCAUUUCUUCCACGAUAUCGCCAUGUUCGCCUACCUCGCACUCACACCCCCUUGGAUGUUCAUCACCAGCGGCAGCCUGGCCCAGCCGCGUAUUGGAACGCAAUCAGCAGCAUCCGACGAUAAGUUGUCAGCCAAAGCUCGCAAGAUGCGCAGACUGGCCUGCUUCUCCUUCUUUGCUUGCACGCCAUUCAUGGGCUUCUUCUUUUACCGUCACAACGUACUCCGCAUUCCAGGCGCCUACUCUCACUACGCCUACUUCGAAUGGGGCCUCAUCAUAUUUGACCUUCUAUUCGACGCGGCGAGCGUAUACGACCUCUCUCGCUUCGAGAUUCACAUUGUCGAGGCGCCCGAGCCCGAGGAUAAUUCAUCGGCUGGAACUGUUGCACAAACUACCAAGUACGGUCCGGAAGGACGUCGCCUUGUUGAUGGUGCCUGGAUCCGUGGAGGCAGGAACCAAGCCAUCGAAUCCGGCGCCUGGUCGACCGCUCAUUCGGAUGCGCAAUCAGAAGGUCAGAGACCUGCUUCAGAGAAGCAGACGGAGAUCGACGAUGAGGCUGUCGAUGCUGCACUCCAGAGCAAGGCUCAUCCCGCGACCAGCCCAACCAGUCUCAGAGCCAUCAUCUCGCUCGUCUCGGACAGCUACCUUGCCUUUUGCUUCUGGACGGCGCUCACAGCUCUGCAUCCAAUGAUCUUCUACUUCAGCGUCUACAAUCUCGCUAUCGGCGGCCAUGAGGCGCUACUCGUCUCCCAGGUCAUCGGCCUGAGCCUGACCCUUGCUGUCCCCGCGCUUCGCUCUCGCGUUCGUCAAACCUCAUCUACCGGCGCAUCAACGGUCGGACUCGUCUCUUCGCAAGCAAAGGCGCUAGGCUGGCUGUUCUCACUGAUUGGUCAGGCAAGCUGGUGCAUCGAUGAUGCGCUGAUCCGUCUAAUCGCCGUCGCUUUCUCCAACGCGCUGCUGGCCGUGUUGCUCGCACUCGAGUGGGGCGCCGCAUGGGAAAGCGAUCAACUGCCUGUCAAGGUGGGCGUCUGGCUCAUCGGACUGCUCGCUUCGAACCUUGCCAAGUACGCCAACCACAGCAACAACCCUGCAUGGCCGUUCAUGGACUCCACCAAUGGAGGACACAAUGUUGUUCUGCUCGUCUUGGCCCUGCUUGCCGUGACAGAGACAGCACUUCGUCCGAAGUACAACUAUUCGCCUAAGAUUCGACGACGCCAGGGACAUCAGAACAGUUCCGUUGGUCAAAAGCACAACGCCACGACAAGUGGCGAGGCGACAGGUAGCUUCUGGGCUGCCGCUGCUGGUAUUGGCGCCUUGCUGUACGCGAUCCAUACCUUCCUUACCGACACGGGGACCAUGAUCGCAUGGGGAUGGACCGGAUAUCCGAUCACCGGCCCCACGGCCAUCCCACAUGGCUGCAUCAUCCUCGUUGCCAUGGCAUUUGCAUCGCUUGCUGCAACUCGCUGGACGACCUUCGGAUACCGUCUGGGCCUUUUCCUUGCACAGUGCGGCUCGGCAGCGCUGCUGCACUUUACCAGCGACUGGAGCAGCUUCAUUGGCGCCAUAGGAAUUGCGCUCAGCCUGCCACCGCUCGCUCUCCCUAUUAUCUCGGCUGCCAUGCGCCACGAUCCCAUCAAGGUGAUGCUGUGUGGGUGGCUUAUUGCCAACGUGCUCACCUUCUUUGGCGUGUUGACGGUCGCCUAUGCGUUCGUGCCAGGUGGCAAGAUCAUGAGGGAGCGUACAGGCUUGAUGCUGAUUGUACAACUCGUGCUGCUCAGCUUAGGGCUCUUCAACGCCCGUCGUACCGAUUUGAAGCGGCGCUCGACAAAUCCAGCGUCGUCGUCGCCAUCCUCAUCGUCAUCGCGGUCGAGCAGCAAGAUAGUCAAGGCGAACGCAUCUAGCACGGCCGCUCGAUCGGGGUCGACCUAUUACAUCUGCCUGCUCAUGGCUAUCAUCGGUGUCAUUGGCAACUUGGUUCCGCUGUACCGCAUCGUACCCAGCUCUUCCAUCGUUCCGCAUCACCCGGAAGACCGGUUGGUGACGGCGGGCAUGUGGACGGUGCAUUUUGCGCUCGAUCAGCACAUGCGCGACAGCUCUCGGCGCAUGGCAUCGAUUAUGAAGACGCUCGAUAUGGACCUCUUCGGGCUGGUCGAGUCCGAUCUGCAUCGUCCCGUGUUCGGCAAUCGCGACCUCACCCAGUAUCUCGCCGAGGAGCUCAAGAUGUAUACGGACAUUGGCCCAGCACCUAGCAAGAACACGUGGGGAGCCGCACUCUUCUCCAAAUUCCCCAUCAUCAACUCGACGCAUCAUCUGCUGCCAUCUCCUGGCGGCGAGCUUGCCCCUGCCAUCCAUGCCGUGAUCGACCUGUACGGCACACCCACGCAUGUCAUUGUCUCGCACAACGGGCAAGAAGAGGAUCCACUCGACCGUGAGCUGCAGACUACCGAAAUCGCGCGCAUCUUGCGUGAAGCGUAUCCGCACCCGGCUAUCUUCUUGGGAUACGUGGUGACCAAGCCACAUGCUGAGCGACCAUCGCCAUACAAGAUCCUGUUCGAAGACGGCAAGAUUCAGGAUGUGGAGCCCACAGAUUUCGGGCGAUGGUGCGAGUACCUUGGGUUCCGCGGCCUCGAGAGGAUAUCGUAUGUCAGGGUGUCAAGAUAUACCGUGACCGACACCGAGUUGCAAACGAUGAAGUUGGUGGUGCCGAAGGAGCCUAUCAAUCCAGACGAGAACGACCAUACUCGCUUCGUCAUUGCCGAGACGUAUCCCGAAUCGAUGCGCUAUCCGACAUCACUGAUCGACCCAGAUGCCUUCGUAUACGACAAUACAGAUUCCCGUUACAAAGCGGAACAAGCGAGGCCGAGAAAAGGCAGGGCAGCGUCGAUUCGUGUCGCUGCGAAGCGCAACAAGGUCGACUCGUGCUGGGCUACAAGCGAGCACAAGCCACCAUAUCCCGAUUAUGGCCAGGACGAAGCAGACGGCCAGGAGGACCACCGGCGGCAGAGCGCCACGUCAACCGCAGUGCCCCACCAGUCAAUGGCGGUGGCUCAAACUAAUCCUGAGGUAGCGUCUUCGAGCACGAUCAACGUCGAGGACACUCGCCCCCACCUCCGCGCCGACGCACAUGCCCAAGCAAACGCUCUCGGCCCCAGCAGCAGCCCGGGUGGAGAAGUGAUCAGUGUCGAUAGCGACAGCGACAGCGAAAUCGAUGAGAUCGAUGCCGACAACCAGAGCAACAACAGCAGCGGAAGCACCGGCUCCGUUGUGACCUCUGUCACCACCGUCACCACCAACACUAUCAACACUACCAUGACUAUCAUCACAAUCACCAACACCAUCACAAACACUGCCACCACCGACACUUCCGGCGGCACUGGCGCAGUCGUCCCUUCUCAGCAUCCUGUCACGGGAGCGGCUGAGCGCUGCAUACUAAGCACCUUGUCGACGCUCCAUGUCGACGAGUUCCUCAAUUUUCCGGCCUUGCGCGUUCGCGGCCGCGAAAGCCUCGUCAGAAAACUCCAAGAGAUCCACGCGGACUUUGUCGAAGCGCUCGACGAGUAA
Molecule: messenger RNA, 3975 nt
Organism: Sporisorium graminicola
Lineage: Eukaryota; Fungi; Basidiomycota; Ustilaginomycetes; Ustilaginales; Ustilaginaceae
Exons: 11
Coding region: 1-3975 (1324 amino acids)
Biological process (GO): fungal-type cell wall organization; GPI anchor biosynthetic process
Cellular component (GO): endoplasmic reticulum
Source: RefSeq, a predicted model, not a curated record